Chara braunii is the source of this 575-nucleotide messenger RNA. The record is from the annotation of a GenBank genome assembly. Lineage: Eukaryota; Viridiplantae; Streptophyta; Charophyceae; Charales; Characeae.
GCGGCCGGGUUGUUCGUUAUUGAACGAGGUCGUUUUUGCAUGUUGAGGUUCUCGUCACGAAACAUGCGGCGCUCACGCCAAAGAAACGGCAUUGUCAUCGCAGCUAGCGGUGUUGUCGUUCUCCAUCGCGCACUCGCAACGUGUGCAUUCUUCGUCCUGGACCCCGCGGAUGUUGGGCGCACAACACUGGCGUUUGUUGUACGCAAUUUGCUGUCGCGUCCCUCGUUACCUGUGCCAGAUGAUGAUGAUGAUGAUGAUGAUGAUGAUGAUGAUGAUGAUGAUGAUGAUGACGAGGACGGUGGCGUUGUUGAUGACUACGACGAUGUCGGUGAUGAUGAUGAUGAUAGUGUUGAUGAUGUCGUUGAUGAUGAUGAGGAUGAUGAUGAUCAUGAUGAUGAUGAUGGUGUUGAUGAUGAUGACAACGAUGAUGAUGAUGAUGAUGAUGAUGAUGAUGAUGAUGAUGUUGAUGAUCAUUUGUAAAUACUAAUCCACAAAACAAUCAAAUAAUUCAGAAAAUGACGUUGAUGAUUAUUUGUAAAUACUAAUCCACAAAACAAUCAAAAUAAUUCAGAAAA